Thlaspi arvense is the source of this 531-nucleotide messenger RNA. Lineage: Eukaryota; Viridiplantae; Streptophyta; Magnoliopsida; Brassicales; Brassicaceae. The record is from the annotation of a GenBank genome assembly.
AUGAUGAGGUUGGUAUCUAAAACGUUCCCAUCCGUCAAGCUCCGCGAACACAACCUUAGCCCUAAAGCUCCGAACUUCAAAGAUCUGAAAGCUUCCCGAACCCAUAUUCCAAUUUCAUCAAGUUCAUCUUCUCCGAAAGAAAAAUCGAAGACCUCUAAACCCAACUCCUGGUCCGUUUAUCUCAUUCUCUCUACCAACGAACCCAUCAAAACAUAUGUCGGAAUCACCACCGAUUUCGCUCGCCGAUUAAAGCAGCACAAUGGUGAAAUCAGAGGAGGUGCAAAAGCCUCAAGUGCAGGAAGACCAUGGCUUUGUGCCUGCAUCAUCACUGGAUUCACUUGUCUAAGCCAAGCUUCCUCGUUUGAAUCUAAAUGGAAGAUCUUUUCUAGAAAGUUACCUCGGAGAAAGAAAGACGAGGAGAUGAAUCAGAGUGAUUCUUUGCUGCAACACCGGAGGAGAGCGUUGGAGAAAGUCCAGGACUCACUAGAAUGCACUCACCUUGAAACUGACUGGAGAAUUAUGACCAGGUAA